Molecule: messenger RNA, 12126 nt
Organism: Paramuricea clavata
Lineage: Eukaryota; Metazoa; Cnidaria; Anthozoa; Malacalcyonacea; Plexauridae
Source: the annotation of a GenBank genome assembly
AGACGACGAAAUGAUAUACAUGGGUGAUGAAGAUAGUUUUGUUGUAACUGAUGCCAAACCUGUUUCAAAAUAUUCAUUCCGACUUCGACAUACGACAGAAGGUGAUGAUAGUCCAUUUAGUGAUUCUGUCCACGUGGAAACACCAGAAUCAGGUAUUGUUAUUUGAUGCAAUUUACUUCGGACCAAAAAUUUCAACACUUGGAAAAUGUAUAGCACGAGUGGUGUCAUAUAGACAGCCCAGCAAAAUGUGUAUUCACUAAAAUGGAUUAAACGCUUAAAAAUACGUAUAAAGUUUAUGAUGUAAGUAAUAAUGUAUGUGAUACAAUGACGUAAACAUCGGAAUCUGUAUGUAUAAUGAGGUCAGGGCAUUUUUUAACUAUAUAACUACUGGGGCAUUUACCCCAGUAGGCCCUUUGCUCGCCCCAGUAGUGAAGCAUGAUUUUCAGAUGAACUGGGCCCUUUUGAUCAUCAGUAAAAAGUCAACCUUGUUGAAAAAGCCGCAUCUGCCUGCUUUCUCAUAUCCUCUCGCUUUCUCGACAUUCCAUCUUAUAUAAGUCAGAACAUGCAGUCAAAGGUGGUGCUAAACGGGUGGGUGGGUGUGGGUGUUGGAACACCCCCAGUCGUCAGGUAGUCGGCAAAUUAUCUAAUCCCAGUUGGAUAGGAAGGAAAAAAACUAAAAUAUUUGAGUGACACUGAUUAAAAACUAUCAUUUAUUACAAACUAGUUUCACCAUUAAAACUUUGUUUUGAGCACAGGCGGCCCAAUCUCGCAAGGGUCAGUGUAUUAAUGUAUAUUAUUGUAAAAAUAUGUCAUUAAAAUAUAAAUUUUAAAAUGAAAUUGACUUGCCCACUUCAUGGUGUGUAUUCUCCUUUUAUCCCUCUUUUGUUGGACUAAUAUUUACUUUUGAAAAUAUUAGUCCAACAAAAGAGGAAUAAAACGAGAAUACACACCAUCAAGUGGGCAAGUCAAUUUCAUUUUUAAAUUUAUAUUUUAUGACAUAUUUUCACUAUAAUAUACAUUAUUAUACUGACCCUUGCGAGAUUGGCCCGCCUGUGUUUUGAGAAGCUGAGAUUUUUUAAAAAUGUGUUCUCAGAAUGCAGGAAAUACUAUUUCAGAGACCCAAAUUUUAAAAAUUUCCUUGGGGCAUGCCCCCAAAUCCCCCAAGCUAACUCGUGCCUGCUUUACUUGGCUCACAUACACCUUCGGCGAUCGCAUGCUAUCCUGGGGGGAGGGCAAAGAAAAUGGGUCUUUUGGCAGUUUCCCCCACCACUGAAAAAUCCUUAAAAAAUGCAGUGAAUGAGGUACACAAAUAAAGAACUUUAUAUGUAUUUUUAAGCGUUUAAUCCAUUUUUAAGUCCAGUUGCGAUAAUUCGCGUACCAUCGUACCGGAGGUACGCCAAAUUUAUGGUCUGGUACUUCUUUGUUUUUAGGCAAGUACCACGUAGGUACGCGGAAAUUUGCUAUUCGCGUACUUACAUUUUCCUUCUAGCAAUAACUAGAAAACCUGGCAAAGUAUUCAAAACCGUGAAAAAUUUUAGCUGCACAUGUAAAUUCCACGCAUCCGACAUAUUUUGGGAUGAAAAAAGCCAAAACGGCAAAAGGUUAUCCAAAAUUUGCCCUUGAUAAAAAAUUUAUCGUCAUCGUCCGACUGAAAAAAAAAUCGCUCCGGUGAGCGAUUUUAAAAUCGUUAUCGUCAAACGCCGAUAAUUUUAUCGUUUUCGUUGUAGUGUGGACACCAACAUAAUUUUUUUACCAAUCAUCGCGUGUUUACAAGUUAUCGUAUCGUUUUCGUUGUGCAGUGGGGUGACCUGGGCUUAAUUGUCAAUGCUAUACCAAGGCCUAAAAAAAAAAUUACCUGUGGUUCCGGUUUCCCGACCGACCCUAUUUUUUUUUGCCCACUCUCUUAUUUUUUCAACAGGAUUGACCGUGCGACCCUAUUUUCUCCGGGUGGUUGCAGGCUGCUCGCACAGCGUGCCAAAAUGGCAUCUGUUGUCACAAUAAUAUUGAUGUCGGGACUCUACUGAAAAUCGCCCCGCAAAAAAACGCCAAAACCAUGAAAAAAAUAUUCAAAAAUUUUUUUAUUUCCGACCUACCUACCCUAAUUUUUUCGCGAUAUGAAACCGGAACCACAGGUUUUUUUUAGGCCCAAUGAGGAAAACUACACUGUAUGUAGCUGAGGUCAAACUGUUAGCAUCCUCGGUAAGUCCACUGUAAAAUGAGCGAUGGCAUUCGAGUGACAAUGUCGACGCUUUGAAAACUGUUAUAUUACGUUGUACAAAUACCAUAAUUAAAAAUUGCCCAUACAUUUUUUGCUUUUGGACCAUGCAGUAAACUACAUGUAUAGGUAUAAAAACACAUGACUCGGAAGUAGUAUUAGGUACGUCUUGACUCUUAAUUAAGUUUGUACCAGAUCAGGUACAUGGCAAAAGUUGUCGGAGUACCAGUCAGGUACGGCUAAAAAUAUUGAAUUAUCGCACCCUGUUUAAGUGAAUACACAUUUUGCUGGGCUGCUUAUGGUGGUCUACGCGUGGUUUUAUUAUGGAAAUUUCACAUGUCAUUUAAAAUGUGACAUUUAGUGUGGAAUUGGAACAUUUCAAAUGUGAAAUUGCUUAUUUCAUACUGAUGUAAAUCUUUAGCAUUUUCAGAUAUGAAAUUUCAAUUUCACGUAUUCUUUCACAUGAAAAUUAAUUUCGCAUGCGAAAAAUAUUAUUUCGUGUGUGGAUUUUAAACAUUCACAUAUGAUAUUACGGGGGAGAGCAGUGGGGGCACUACGAGUAAAACUAUUGUUUGUUUUCAAUACAGGAGACACCUGAGCUAAAUUAACGUCAUUGCUACUCGUUAACACAAUAUAAGUUAUAAAACGUGCAAUUUGGAACAGCAGUUUUAUUACUGGAAGACACUUACUAUUAAGUCCAGUUUGGAUCAGCUGUUUUAUUAGUACUGGAAGAAACUUAAUCUAUGUUAACUUCGUUAACGCUAUAGGUAAUUUAUUAAUGUUUUCUCCUCAGGCGUCUGGUAAGGGAACCUUUAUUGCUCUGCUGUACGUAUGUUACUAGAAACCAUGCAGACAGUUGCAAUAAAGUGUCACAGAAAAUACAAUCAACGGGAUGGAAGGUUGAUAGCCUGAAAUGUCAGGCGUGGGGAGAACGCCUGACAUUUCAGGCUAGAAGGUUGACUCCUUGCUUGCGUUUCCGUUCAAUGCGAAAAUUCUAUACAUUCUUGAUUUCUUGUUAAUCUUGACAGUUCCCGGAGCGCCUCAGUCCUUGCUUUGUCUCAACCGAACAACAUCGCAAAUAAAAGUAGCCUGGGAACCACCUGAGUUGACCAAUGGGAUUUUGAUGUGUUAUCACGUGACUGUGAAAGGACCGAAAGGUAAGCAAGAAUGUUUGAGAUGUCUUUGAAAAAUAUCGUAUUUACUCGUAUAAAAGCCGUGGCGCUAGAGCUUUGAAUUUUUAGUGUUUUGGAUGUGGCGCCUGGUUUCCAUAUAUGGUCGUAACGGUCGUAAAGAUUGAGUCACGAUCUUUCUCAUCAGCCGAAAUACAACAUUUUAGAACUGAAAAUACGCGAAGUGAUUAUAACUAGAGAAUACCUAUGAUUUAUAUGUGGUCUACAUGUACAGGUAUAAACUAUCAUAAACUAGCCGUUGAGAAAGAUCGUGACUCAAUUUAUACGACCAUAUGGAAACCAGGCUUUAACAUGGUUCCUAUAGUAAUAUAAAUGCCCAGAUCCUUCUCCUGUGUUGUCACCAUAUGCCGAUCUUAUAAGUCAGUUAUUUUGUGGGAAAAGCCGUGCCCAGGCCGAAGAAAAGAGUUUCCUAUAAGCCCUUGUGUAUUUUUUAUGUCUUAAUGCGUAGAUGAAGGCAUUAGCAAUGGAGUUUAUACCAAGCAGCUCGAGAACGAUCAGAUAUGGAGUGUAUAAGGAACAUGAAUAUCCGUUUGAAGCACUAAAUAUGACAGCCAAGACAACAGAUGGAACAAAACAACAUGUCAAGACUCCAACGAUAAUGGCGAAUGUCUUCAUAGCUUUUACUUCCUUUGCAAGAUGACGGAACCAAGUCAUGUUUUGUUCCGACUCUGACUGUUGAGGCUGUAACACGAAUUCUGAUGCCAUCCUUUGUCUUUGCUCUUUGACGAUCUUGAACAUUUUGUAAUUCAGGGUUGUCAUUACACAAAUAGCGGUUAAUUGUUGGAUGAUGUGUAACCAUACAACAAGUCGUGAACAAUUAUAUUUAAUGCAUGUUUUGCUGGGGUCCCUAUAAAUAUAUGCGAGUGGGAGCUGAAUUACCAAUGCAGCUAACCAGAUACAUGUGAAUAAGUUUGGAAGUUCUUCGUGUUGUCACGAUCAGUGGAUAUUUCAGUGGCUUCGCUAUAUACAGAUAUUUGUCAAUUGUGAUGGAUAGUAGCAUCGUUAUGGAAAGGAAUAAAGAACUGUAGAAUGCGGUAUGCGUUAUCGUCCAAAACAGGUGUUCAUCUUUCACUUCUUCAUGAAAUAACUGAACAAUCUUUCUUGGAUAAAGUGUUAAACAGACGAGAAGAUCAGCCAAAGCAAGGUGUGUAACCAACCUGCUGCUUGGAGUUUUUUCUUGGUUCAGAAAAAUGUUGUAAAUAAUAACUGCAAUGUUUCCUAAUACACCAAGAAAUAAGAAGAUGAAAUGAAAUACCAUUAAGAUAACAGGGUCAUCAUCGCCGCCAAGUUUGCUUGAGCAAUUAUAAUUACUCAUCCUUGUUCCCUGUUCUUCUUUUCAAAAAUAUCCGUUGCGUGUAGGAAACAUCUGGUGACACUUCAAACAUUAUGUUGCUUUAAAUACAAAGCAACUUUUGUAGACAGGUGACAAGUGCCGUGUAUUCAAGGGCAUAUUUGCAUGAUUAUAGCGAGCUUAUAGCAUGCGCAUGCAUUACAGAAGGAGAGACCCUGGGAACGAGGUUGGCAUUGUAGCAUUAAUAAUGCUUUCCUUUUAUUCAUUUCUGUGGCUAGCCCGUUCGCGGGCUAGCCAUUAUGUAACGCUAAAAGUGUAAGAGUUGAACAGGGUGGACUUUCGUCGACGCUGCAUAAAAAUUGUGCGGGAUCGUAAGCUUUUUCCCGCAAAUUUUGCUUUUCGAUGUUUGGCUUACAAUUUCUAAGGAUGUUGAAGUUUACACCAUUGUGAUUCACUGGUUUUUGAAAGCAUCUUGGUUUUCGUUGUUGGAAGUUUUUGACUAACUCUUCAACAAUCUAAUGAUUGUUUUUAAAGCAAAGCAAUUGAAAGGAAAACUUAUAUUUUCAUACGAAGAAGAUGAGUGGCGAUAUUUAUGUUGGACUGUUUUGAGCAGAUGCUUCGAAUAACAUGAUAUGAUCGGACCUUGUAUCUUAAAAGUGUACUUGGAACAGCCGAACAAAGUGGUAAAUUUUGUUACCCGGUGUGUUGGGCAUCAUAAUUCACAGGAAUAGUACACAGCGGCGUUGAAACUGGCUAUGAAAUAUUGUGAAUACUUCGUCGAGUUCUCUACCGCCAUGUGACCUGUAGUUUAAUGUGGCACGCGUCUUUGAAAGGGCUUUACUUGACUUUAAUCGACGUGUAAAGUAUAACUUAGGUAAGCCAACAUUUCUUUGUAAUGCAAGCUACAUUUUUAUAUCUUUAAUGUGUGAAUAUUUUUAAUUUUGUAAAAAGUUAAGUGCAAUAUGUUGUUGGAGAAAGUAUCGAGAGCUUCGUAAUAACGCUCAGAUCUUGUAUACAGAUAUUCGUAUUUUAUUCAAAAUCUACCCUUUAUCACCAGUUUUUUUACUCUUAUGUUAAAGUAUAUACAUAAUCCUUGACUUGGUAACACGAUGAUCCACUCGAUAAAAAUUGGGCAAAGGGACGAUCUUUGCAGAGAAACUUGACCGUUCGGUGAAAUCGGUACUUCAGAGACCCUAUUUUCAUUGCAGUAUUUCGUGACAAUUUGUUGGCCGAUUUCUAGUUUAUAUUGUAGAACGGGUUCCUAGUUAAUUAAAUUAAUUGUCUAUCUUCUAAACAGUAGUAAUAAGCGCGACUUCUUUUUGUUGAUGGAUGUUGAACUCAUUUUAGACUUUUGUUCAUAUACAACAAGGACUUUUCCGGACUCAAAAAUUUUUUCAGGACAAAAAAAAAGGGUCAAAAAAAUUUUUUUCGUACAAACAUCAGUUUAAUUAAGGUUUAAAACACAUUUUCCCCGAAAAAAUUUCUUAAAACACGAUUAAAACGCUUGUUUUCCAAAUUUGGGGGACACCCACUGAGCUAUAUUAUAGCUCAGUGGGGACACCCUUACACUGUACCUCCGAUAGGCCCUGUAAUUUUCCCUAUUGAAAAUUCUCUGCACGAAUUUUUUUUUUCAAACAUUUCUGAUCCACGAAUUUUUUUUUUCUUUCUAUUUUCCCUGUUCGAUUUUUAUUUUUGCUUUUGCCCCAUCACUUUUCUAAUGGUCAGCCCCUAAGUUGGAAAUGCCUAAAAUUGUGAGCGUAGAAACACUAAAGAAACAAGAGAGUGACUUCAUAACACGAGUAGUUUUGGCAAAUUUGGUGUUUGUUUUUAGAAUCAGUUCAGUCACGCGAUUAACCCGCGCUCACGUGCACUCCACGCUCACGUUUCUCGCGCAUGCGUAGACGGAAGUCCACCCUGUUUAAGAGUUGUAAAGUUGUAAAGUUGUGACGGAAAUUGUCGACUUUACUUCGGAAACUGUCGUUCAUACCAUGAGGCGACGACAGAGAGGCGACGAUAAAUGCAAAAUUUAUGUCCGCGAUUUUUACAAAUUAAAAUUUGCAUAUGGUCGUAACUGUCGCGAACGUGUUGUAACUGUCGUCAGAGUAGUUUUCGCGACCAAAUGGAAACAUGAAGAAAAGUCUUGUCCCAACACGCUGGCAACAGUUCCCGCCGACAGUUAGAACAGUGUCAUCCAGAUAGGCUCCAGUUCCAUCUCGGCAGGCUAAAAACGUGUCGUGACGGUUAUUUUUUAAUGGAACAGAAAAACGACAGCGUGACAACAGUACGUCUUUUUAAAACUGCCACCAGCUGCUUGUACGAUCCCUGGAUACAAAAUUAACUUGCGACAGUGCACGACAGUGUCACGACAGUUGCAACCAUAUGGAAACAUGCAUAAAAAAUAGGGGUGCACCGGAUUUGGAAUUUUCAAAUCCGGCCGGAACCGGAUUUGCCGGAUUUUGACAAAAAUUCCGGCUAGAUUUGAGAUGAACCGGUAAUGGGGACAAUUGGGAUAAAUCAGUAUUCAAAAUGGCGGUUUUUGUUUUUUACUAUUUUUAGUUAGUGUCAGUUUCGAUUUUUGAUUCUGUUUAAACCUUUUUUAAAUAUCUUUUUGUUAAUAACUUAAUAUUUAUUAAUAAUAUAAGUGUUUUUUAAACUUUAAAGCUGCCAAAUUGAUGGUUUAUCCCAUUCUUGGUGAAUUUUUAAGGUGAAAACAGAAAAUAAAAUCCGGCCGGAUUUCCCCAAAUCCGGCCAGAUGCCGGAAAAUUCGUUAAAUCUGGCCGGAAUUCCGGCCGCAUUUGAAAUCCGGUGCACCCCUAAUAAAUAUCAUUCACGACAAACACUUCUUGGUACGUUACCACCAUGAAAAUAAUAUCACAAUUGUUGUAAAGAUAAAAUAAGGUAUGUAAUAAAGUAUGUAAUUAGGUAAACGUUAAACACGCAAAUUUCAAUUAAACACACAUUUCAAUUACGUCAAAUAUGCGAAGUGCAACCUUUGCUACAUGAAUUAGGUAAAAAGAGUAUUUUAAACAAUAGGUUGGUAACACAAUUGAUGCAUUCACUUUGUGUAAAAUCGAAAGAACAUUUUAAAAUUCUUUUGUUUGUACAAAUUUUUUUUAGUGUCACUGGCACCAUUUCAAGAAACUCAAGACACUUACUUCAUUUUCUCUGGUUUAUUACCUGGAACUGAAUACAAAUUUCAGGUAAUAGGAAUAGUAAAUAACAAUGGCAGCAAUAAUCGCAACGAGAUGUAGCAGCAACAUCAACAACAGCAGCAGCAACAACAACAACAUCAACAACACAGCAACGGUAAUAACAGCAUUAACACAGCAACAAUAACAACGAUAAUAACACGGCAACAAAAACAACAUUAACAACAACAACAGCAUCAACUACACAACGACAAAAACAACCGCAACAAUGACAACAACACCCAACAGCAACAACGACAACAAUAACAGCAAUAACACAACAGCAACAACAAUAAAAGCAAUAACACAACAGCUACAACAACACAGCAACAAUAACAACAACAUUAACAACAACAGCACCAACUACACAACAACGACAACAUUAACACAGCAACAACAGCAACAGCGACAACAACUACAACAGCCUAAUGCUCAUUUACGCUCAUUUAUUCAGGUAUACGCUGUCACAGGCCGAGGUCGCGGUGAGCCCGCUGUUUUACUGGUACACACAGUGGACCUUGGUAAGUUCAUAUUGAAUCAAUUUCAUUUCAAAAUCACAAAUAGGAAACCAAAGACAUUGUGUUUGCUUAUUUUCAAGAUAUUCUGUAACGCUUUAUGAACAUGAAUGUUUAUCACGCGCAGGUCAUCACGCUCCAGCCAAACCAACUCUGUCAGUUCUCGGCAGGCAUGAAAUCCAAGUCGAAUGGGAUAUUCCGAAGGAACCGUUAAGCAGAAUCACUGGUUAUGAAGUCAAAGUCAAUGGAGAGGUGUGUUAAGUAAUUUUACGCAAUUUUUUUGCUGAGAUCAGAAAUAAAUGGAACAGGAUAAAUGUUGAGUAAUAUAUAUUUUUCUGCAGGCUGCUUACAAUGGGCUUGAUCGUUCGUGCAUUAUCAGACGUCUUCAGGCAGAUACCGAGUACACUGUCACGGUACGAUAGAAAACCAUUACAUUGCAUAUUAUAUAAUACAUUGUUGAAUUCUGAUCGUUUAACUGGCUGUUUAUGGUCACGCGAUAUUGAAUAGAAAAUUCCAUUUCCCAAGAGUGCAAUGGAAUACGUUCCAUUGCACUCUUUGCAAGUGCAACUGCACUAUACGUUUUAUUCCAUUGCAUUCAUUGUGUUUUCGAUAAAUCGCAUCCGUCAAAAUGCUUCUCAUACGAAUCUAUUAGUCUAUUUUGGUAUUAAAACAAAUAAUGAAUGUUUAUUCGUGCAAUGGUAAGAAUAUUUUCAUUCGGUGAAAGAUGGAAUGUUCCAUUCAAGUCAGCUGUCGCCUCGUUGGAUGGAACAUUCCAUCUUUCACCUCAUGAAAAUAUUCUUACCAUUGCACUCAUAAACAUUCAUUAUUUGUAUACUGUAGCCUAUAACUGUAUGUUUGUAGAAGUCAAAAAGUGGCAUGUAGAAUCAAUAAUUUAUUUUCCACUGCUAAUACAGUGCUUAAGAGAUUUAAUUUUGUAUAUUUAUAGGUGAGUGCAUGGACAAAUGAAGGAAGAUGCGAAAGUGUGGCAAGCAAAAGACGAACGAACAGAGAUAUUACAAGUAAUAUUUUUUAUUUACGUUUGUUUUGAAAGUGACUAUACUGCAUAUAAUGAUAUGAUAAUAUAACACUAUGAUAUUAAAAGUUUGAAGUUAUUCAAGUUUAUUACCAAUGGUCUUUGACUUUAAGGCUCGUUACACUAUCAAAGUUUCUGUGAUCACAGUAGGAAUUUUGCAUAGGUAAAUACUAAAUUUUGAAGGACUUGUAAGAAAUCAGUAUUCACUGAGUCAGUUCGCUUCGAAUAUUUUGUCACAAAUCCUAUACAAAACGUAUAAUUUACCUACGCAAAAUUCCUACUGUGGUCGCAGAAACCUGAUGGUGUAAAUUUUAUUUUACAUGCAUCUUUUGUUGUACUGUAUAUUAUAUUGUACAUCUUAUUCUUUCCAUUUUUAUCAUACUGUACAUAAUUCGUCCCUUUUUUAAAUAGGUUUUUUAAAGAACGAUAUUUUUUGUUCAAUAUAUGCAUUUUGACAUUUUAUUUUUGUAUUUAUUUUUCAGUUUCAAGAAGGCCUCCGUUGUAUCCUUUUUCAAAGAAGACAAAUGGCAAGAAUAAAGAAGGUGAGAUAUUUGUUUGACAGCUGUUUAUGUAAUAUAUUUUUAUGAAACUUCGCUGGAUCGAAACUUAUCAUCGAAAUAAUAGAUACUCAUGUAUACCAUGCGUAAUUCUUCGCGAAUUAUGUGUCCGAAUUUGGGACUUUUUCAAAAAUUGCACCGUAAUAUAAAGGACAUUUUGGCUCGAAUCUGGGAUUUUGAGAUAAUCUUGAAAGGGUUUUACAAGAAAUUUUUUAUUUAGUCUUCUUUGAGAUUUUUAGUAAUUUUUUUUAUUUGGGGAUUUUAAAGAUUUCUCACAUUAUGGAAGAAUGUUUCGGAUUUUUGAGGAAGUGUAGGAUUUUUGGAGUCUAGAGUUUCAAGUAAUAAUUCAAAUUAAACAAGGCCUUAUAAGGUGGGAAGAACUAAAGAAUAGCAAACCAUAUACAAUUUGUUUUCCCCAUAUAUUUCGGCUGACGUUUGAGCUCGUGGGUUCGAUUCUCGCUACAGACUCAUGUGAAUAGAGUUCGUCAACGCUCUGCCGAAAGUCGUGGCUUUUGUCCGGGUGCUCCGGUUUCCUUCCACAGGGAAAGUUGACAGGGUGCAUGGUUAGGAUAAACACAGUUAAGAAAGUAUUCACAAUUGUUGUAAAGAUAAUUAGUCUAGGCUAUAGUAACAUAAGGCCAAUGGAACUGUAGAUUCUGUUUACCGUCCACCGCCCGCAUGUGCUUGAAACUACCGCAAGAAUUUUUCAUUAUUCUUAAUUAUUUUCAUUAUUUGUCAUUAUUUUUAAUUCUACGCAUCGAAACUUUCAAAUAUACAUCAAAUCAUCAAAUCUUCCAUAUAAAAAGCAGUACAUCGCUGAUGUAUGAUGGAUCAGUCAGCAUUUGUUCGGUACACUCGGAAAUUCGCGAGUCUGACAUGUGCAAAUUCGAAAACAAUGGCGUGACAAAGAAAUUUUCAGCAAAGGAAAGCCCAAAAAUGAUAAAAGAAUGCUGGACAAAAGUGUUGAUGGUCGAAAUCAAAAGAAAACGAUUUAAGGAUCAUUUUUGGUCGGAAAUUAGACAAUAACAAAAAUAAUGAAAAAUGAAUAAUGAAAAAAAACCGCAUCAGAUUUUUUAAAUUCUCGGACGGUAAACAGAAUCUACAGUUCCAUUGGCCUAAGUAAGCGAAAUACUUGAUGUAAUCGGUCACUGAAAAGCCCCAAUAGGGAGUGAGCUGGAUAAUGUGAAGUGAUGUAAGUAUAAUUCUAUAUGUAUAUAUUUUUUCAAUUUUAGGAAAGCAAUGAUGGAGAUCGUUGGUUCACCUCUGUGAUACCUACAUCAAUACAUGGUUGCAGUUUUGACAUUUUGUUCUAAGACAGAAAACUUGUAGGUAUUUAAUCAUAGCUAUAGUCAUAGGUCUCGCAUAUUUGGAUUGUUAUAAAUGGACGAUUUAAUUUAACGUCUUGUAGAAGGAAAUGGUAAAAAUUAUCUUACGAUUUAUCACUCAGCUUAGUUGCAGAUCCAUAGUGCUCUCCUCAACGGUAUAGGCUGAAAUAAGUCCUCCAAUAUGCCACACGUAGCAUGUGAACAGUGGGAAUGUUUUAGAUAAAUGUAGUACCGAGUCCUCCAGUGUUGUCAGGAAAGAUUUAGAUACUAAAAGUAGUGGAGAAUUAAAAAAAACUUUUAACACCGAUCGAAAGCUGUAGUUUUUGUUUUUCUCCAAAAGGGCAAUACGGUUGAUUACAUCCAGAUAUGGACAUUCUAUGUUGACCUAUGUUGUGUAAAAUCAUGUUUACGUAAAAACUUUAAUUGUUGCUGCAUGCAUGGACCGACGGACGAGCAUUUGACGACACUUUUCGUCGUAACAAAUCACGUUAAUUGUAUUUUUAACUUAAUGUAUCCACAGGGAUCUACAAUCUGUUAUAAAGAUAAGUUACUUUACCAAAACUUUAACUAGUGUGAAAAAAUAUUUGGUUAAUUAUUAAUCUUUAGAUCAACAUUAAUCAGUGUUACUCAUAUUAGUGAAUAUUUAAUAUAUGUGAGAAACGAAACACAACAUAACUAAAGCAUAGAAAAUAACUUUUACUUUAAAUCAAGACAUUUUAAGUCAUAUAAGAUAUUGAUGAAUGAGUGAUUAAAAAUUUUAGCCAAAUUCACAGCCAUACUUUCAUGCGAUCUAUAUAAAGAAACAUGCCAUG